AUGCUUUGCUGUAGAGAACUCAAACUACUCUACGCUACUAUUGUUCUUUUACUGGAAGCCGAGUUGUUGGUUAACACGGGUGCUAUGGAGUCGAAAAGGUCUUCCAUUUUGGUUGCACAGAACGCGGACGACCUAAAAUCUUUGGAGUUAUGUACGACGAGGAAUCAGCAAAGACUGGGCAGCGUGUUCGGAAACUUCACAAGGCACCACAAAAAAGGUCACAGAAGAAGAACUACAACCACAUCCCCAACUCCAACAACAAUAACAUAUACAACAAUAAAAGGAGAAGAAAUAACUGAAGUGACGACAACAACAGAAUAUAUACUUACAACACACCCCAAACUACCUAAGCCACUUCGACUUUCGUCAUUAUUAGAUAAAGAAUAUAAUGAAGAUGUACAUACCGUAGAUAAUAUUAUUGAUGAAGUUAUUGUAGGUAGAGGAAGACACUCCAAACGCGAUAAGAUAACAGAUAAAGAAAUAAUAGAAGAAUUACAUGAAACAUCACUAGCUAAGACUAUGAAUAAAGUUAAGAAAAUGUACAGAGAUUCCACAGCUUCAAACGUAAAUAAAUUAAGUGGAAAAGGCACAAAAGCUGGUAUAUUUUUAACUGAAAACUGUACCACAGUUAUAGCUCAAAUAGGAACCACUGCAAUACUUCACUGUGAAGUUAGUGACAUCACUGAAAAUACGGUGACGUGGAUAAGAAGAAAGGACUAUUCGCUGCUAUCAGUUGGGCUGGUGACGUACAGCGCUGACAGCCGAUUUUUCUCAGCGCAUGGACGGCACGUUAAGGACUGGGCGUUACACAUAAGAUUCGCCACGUCAGCAGAUGCCGGAUACUACGAGUGCCAGGUUCCGACGCACCCGCCUACCAGUAUUUUCUUCAAACUUGUUCUCGUUGCGGCGUACGCAGAGAUUGUAGGUGAAUCAGAAAAAAUAAUCCAUGAAGGAUCAAUGUUGAGGCUGGUGUGCGUGGUGAAGAGGUCUACGGAGCCACCAUCAUAUGUAUUUUGGUACUUCGAAAACAGAAUGAUCAACUAUGAUUUAAAUGGCGUGAGUGUACACAAUGGUCGUCAAACGAGUGAGCUCGUGAUAGGAAAAGCGGAACCGCGUCACGCUGGCAACUACACCUGCGUGCCUGCUAAUGCCAAGGCUGCAUCAGUCACCGUACACGUUGUGCAAAGUGAGACUCCUGCAGCCAUGCAACACGGCAAUAAUUUUUCGGCCACCACUCAACAGACUCAUGCGCUAAUAUAUUAUGUGGUCGUUGUCCUCGUGACAUUGAGGAUGCUGAUCACACAUCACCAGGAAUUUGGAUAA
This is a messenger RNA of Arctia plantaginis, 1323 nucleotides long. The record is from the annotation of a GenBank genome assembly. NCBI's taxonomy places the organism in Eukaryota, Metazoa, Arthropoda, Insecta, Lepidoptera, Erebidae.